CGACAGACCCAGGUCCAGACGUCCAGAGGAGAGGGCGCCGAGCGAGGACAACCAGGACGCCAGGCCUACGUCGGUCAAAGAGAGGAUGGCCAUGUACGAAGCAGCCGUGUCCACCAAGGACAGCUCGUCCUCUGCUGUGGCGAUGGACGAGUCCGAGGCCCGCUCGCUGCCCGGCGGUCUGACCUCCGUCAAGAGACAGUUCGAGAGCCACGAGUUUUCCUCGUCCCAGUCCAGCGUCAGCCGGGUCCAGGUCCAGAGGAGAUCCGUCCAGGAGGUGUCGAGCUCCUCGGAGGUGACAGUAAGAAGCAGCUCUAGAGACGUCGGCUCCACCACAACCCACUCCCGACAAGAGGUGAUCCACGAUCAGAGAGCCCACCAGAACAGUUACGGGAGCCAUUCCAGUGAAACAGUUACGCUCGUCGGAGGGGAGGACCUUCUCAACGUUUCCACUCAGGCUUUGAAGCAGCAGCACGAAAAAACCAUCGAGGAAGCUGCACCGGCCAAAGAAAUUAAGGUCGAUGUGGAUCUCCUCCAGUUUCAGUGGGCUCCUGUCUACCAGCCUCCCAAAACGUCAGCUGUGACCAGCUACAGUGCAUCCUCCGCUGUGAGGACGGUUGCUGCUUCAUCAGUAGCUUCCUCCUCAUCUGUGGCGUUUGACGCUGCAGAACAUUUCCCUCCCCCACCCACAAACCUGCCACAGGUGACCUCUGAACACAGCACCUCCCUCCACUCGCAGGAGAAAGCUUCCCAACAGAAGUACGUGGUCAGUAAAGAGGAGUACUUCAAACACAAGAGCAUGGCGGAGUUGAAGCGCCUCUACAAGCACAUACACCCAGAAGUGCGCAAGAAUCUUGAGGAGGACUUCAUCAAUCAGCUCACAGAUGCAGAAAGAGCGGCCUUAGAAAGCAAGGAAACAGUGGGGGAUGUCCAGCAAACACGCUACAUGUUUGAAAAUGACGGCAGCAGCUCCAGCGGAUGCUCAAGUCCUGACAGAGAAUACCUAGAGUGGGAGGAGAUCCUCAAAGGUGAGGUGCAGUCAAUGCGCUGGAUGUUCGAAAACAAGCCCUUGGACGCGAUCAAAGAUGACUCUCCAGAUGAGAGCGAGGGGAAGAAUAUCUCCCAGCAGGAAAUCAUUGCUGGCAAGGAUGUCAGAUUCACUGCUUGGAUGUUUGAGACGCAGCCCAUGGAUGCUCUUGGGGGGGAAGCUGCAGAAACAACCGAGCAGUCUCAAAAACAGACUGAUCUCGCAAGAGGAGAUGUCCGCACUGCAACCUGGCUUUUUGAAACUCAGCCUCUGGACUGUCUGAACAAGUUCUAUCAAGAAGACGAGCAGGAGACAGGAUGUGUCGUCACCAGUCACAUCACUGGCGGAGAUGUGAAAACUGCUCGGUACCUCUUUGAGACGCAGCAUCUAGAUUCUCUGGGUAAAACAGAAACCAUUGAGGAGAGUCACUUCCUGAACCUGAAGUCUGAGCUGGAAGAGAUUAAGGGAGAUGUGAAGAUGACCACUCGUAUGUUUGAGACACAUCCGAUGUGUGUUAUUAGGGGGGAUUCAGGAGAAAUGCUUGAAAUCACCACCAUCCGCAGAGAGGAGACGGCGAAGGGCGACGUAAAGACGUCACGGUGGAUGUUUGAAACCCAGCCUCUGGACAUGAUCAAUAAAGAUCCUGCAAAAGUGAAACUGAUUUGUGGCAUUUCCAUGGAGGAUAACACUCAAGGUGGUGUGAACAAAGGUAGAUGGCUGUUUGAGACCAAAACACUCGACUCCAUCAAUGAUGAGGAAUGGGAGAGUUCCAGAAAACACAAAGAGGAAAUAAUUGGAGCCGAUGUGAAGAAACACUGUCUUGUUUUCGAGACUCAGCCUAUGGCUUUGCUGAAGGAUGAAACCAAUGCCCGACCUUUGCCCUCCGAGGAGAUCGUAGGAGGUGAUGUUCAAUCAGCCAAACAUCUAUUUGAAACAGUACCCAUGGAACAUCUGAAAGAGCUGCUCGAAGUGGGAAAACUUAAGAAAACAGUAGCAUUGGAAGAGGAAAAAGGGGAUGUUAGACAUCAGAAGUGGGUCUUUGAAAGCCAGCCUUUGGCGAGUAUAAGAGAUGAGAAGAAGGAGCUCACAAGAACGGUGAACAUUGAAGCCUUUGAUAAAGGAGAUGUCACAAACUACAAAGAAAGGUUUGAAACCAUGGAUUUAAGUAAAUGUGAAGGAACAAAGAAAAUCCAAGUCGAAGGUGUCCAAAGUGGGUCUGUUAGGUCCAACAAAGUGCUUUUUGAGAACACCCCGAUGUAUGCCAUGCAGGACAGCUCUGGCCAUUACCACGAGGUGAGGACCGUGAGGCGGGAAGAGAUAGUGAAAGGAGAUGUACAUAGCUGCCGGUGGAUGUUUGAAACGCGGCCCAUCGACGAGUUUGACGAAAGCAUCAAUAAGUUCCAGAUCAUUAAAGGUAUUUCCAAACAGGAGGUUGAGUCCGGGGACGUCAAAACCGCCAAGUGGCUGUUUGAAACUCAACCACUUGACGCCAUUAAGUUUUUCAGUAAUUUUGAAGAUGAAGAACAUAAAACCAAGGAAGAGAUUGAAAUAGAGAAAGGAGAUGUGAAAACCUGUAGGUGGCUAUUUGAGACCCAGCCCAUGGACGCUUUGUAUGAAAAGGUGGAAAAGAGUGAGUCAGACAUGGAGGAAGUGCAAAAAGGCGAUGUGAAAACGUGCACCUGGCUUUUUGAGACCCAAAUGCUUGAUAACAUACGUGAUCAUUCAGAGACGGAGACCAUCCUGAAAACCUGUACCGUGAAGCAAGGGGACAUUCAAGGCAAGGACGUGCAAAUGGCUCGCUUCCUGUUCGAAACUGAGAACCUGGAGAACAUCACGGGCGAGGACAGCGGUUCUUUUAGAAGAGUUACGGAGAUUGACAUCCACUCAGGUGACGUUUCUAGGAUGAAGUACAUCUUUGAGAACCGCUCCUCUGAUAUCAUGAGCUCCACGUCAGAGGAAACAAUGUCCAGGCUGAAGAAGCAGCAGGCCGAGGACAUCCAGAGGGGAAAUGUGGUCAACUGUACCUGGAUGUUUGAGAACCAGCCAAUCGAUGCCAUUAGCGAGGACAGUACAAAGACGAAGGAGGGUCGCACCGUGACUGAUGUUCAGGGGGGCGACGUCAACAAGGGCCGCUUCAUUUUUGAGACAUACUCUCUGGAUGAAAUCAAAGAGGAGUCCACUGAGACGGAUAUUUCAAAACUCACAAGCAUCUUUAGAGAAGACAAAGAAAAAGGAGAUGUGAAAAAUUACACCAUGAUGUUUGAAACUCAGCCGCUGUAUGCCAUCCGAGAUAAGGAGGGCCAUUAUCACGAGGUAACCACAGUUACUAAAGAAGAAAUCCUGAGAGGAGACGUGGUGGGGGCCCGGUGGUUGUUUGAGACAAAGCCUCUAGAUUCAAUCAGAGAUUCAGAGGAGGUUUAUGUUAUUAAAGCUGUGACCGAGGAAGGCGUUAACAAAGGAGAUGUUAGUUCUGCCAAGUGGAGGUUUGAAACACAACCUCUGGAUGAAAUAACCACAGACAUAAAAGUAAGGUUAAGAACAGUCGCAGACAUCCAAGGAGGUGACGUGAAGACCAACAAGCGUAGGUUUGAGGCCGAUGAGAUGUCUCAAAAGUACAUCAGAACUGUGAGUGUGAGCGAAAUUCAAAAAGGCGAUGUCAGAUCUGCCACGUGGAUGUUUGAAACUCGCACCAUUGAUGAGAUCCGCGGUGAAGGAGAGGAGUACGAUGACAUGGAGAGAGUGACUAAAGAAGAAGUGAUGAAAGGGGACGUCAAGCAGUCAGUGUGGCUCUUUGAAAGGCACCCCCUGGACAGAAUCAAAGAGUCUGACAGCACGCACACUGUCGUGACUAAAGAAGAAAUCCCACAGGCCGACGUCAAAACCACAACAUGGCUGUUUGAAACCACUCCGUUUCACGACUUCAACGAGAGCAGCUUGGAGAAGACAGAAAUAAUUGGGAAGAGUGUUAAAGAGACGCUCGAGGAACUCUACAGUCAGAAAAUGGUGGAUUCGCAGGGCAUCCUGAUCGAGGCGGAUGAAAUCGGUGACGUCCGCAUGGCAAAGUUUAAACUCAUGAACCAGCAUGCUCCACAAAUCCAAAAGGAGGAGAUCAUUAGAGGAGAUCUGAGCAACAUUAUGAUGAACCUCCUGAACCGUCGAGAGACCACCGAAAGAGUCAUAACCAUUGACAAGGAGGAGCGGGGUGACAUCAACACCACUGUGAAGCAGCUUUUCAACCAGGAGAGAGGCAUCAACCUGGAGAAAGAGGCAAUUAUCCGUGGAGACAUUCAAGAGGCUAUGAACAACCUACUGAAAAACGAAGGCUCCUCCAAGCGUGGGAUUUUGAUUCAAGAAGACGAGAAAGGAGAUGUGAAGAUGACAAUCUAUUCACUCUUGAACAAAGGGGAGAAGACCACCAUGGAGAAAGAGGACAUAAUUCAUGGGAACGUCAGCAAAACUCUUCAACGUCUUCUUUCUAACUCUGGAGAGGAGGACUCUAAAAAGAUCAGGGUUGGAGAAAUCGAAAGGGGCAACGUUAGUUUUUACUCAACCUGCAUUGAGUCUGGAGCCUUGGAAUACCUGAAGCAACUUCAGUCCGAGUCAGAAGAAGUCCAGGAGGAGGUGCAAAAGGAGCACAUUAUAGGCGGUGACAUUGAAGAGACAAAAAUGUUGCUUCGUAAGAACCAGCAGCAGAUUGGUCGUACGGUAGCCGAGGACGACAUUGUUCCUGGUGAUGUCUACAGCUUUGUUAAAGUGUUCAUGACUGAACCGGCUGUUACCUACAGGAACCUGGAGAAGGAUAUUGUUAAAGGGGACCUCAAUGCAGCUCUGGACUCCUUGACCCAAGCCAUCAAUCAGAAAGUGGUAAUAGAAAAAGAAGAGGUGGUGAAGGGAGACUUGUCAACGACCCUGAAGUCUCUCGAAGAAGCCAAGAAUCAAGCGAAAGAAACGGAAAAGCCUGAAAUCAUCAGAGGUGAUAUUAGAAGUGCACUUGAGUCGCUGGAGAAAUCUGCAUCUGCAAAAACAGAAGCGAGUGUUGAAGAUUUGGUGCCAGGUGACAUUAAAGAGACCCUGAAAAGUCUGGAGGAGGCAAAGCAAGCUGUGAAGGAGGUGGAGAAAGAGGAGAUUGUCAGGGGAGACAUUUACACUGCCAUGCAAAAUUUACACGAGGCGUCGAACGAGAAAAAGAUCUACCAGCACCAAGUGAGCGAGCAAGGGGACAUUAAAGCCACCAUUCAGCUUUUAAUGGAGCCAAACAGCUCUCCACGAAUGCAACGCAGAGGGAGUGUUGAAGGGGACGUGAAAACAUCCAUAAAAUCUCUUUACGAAGGCCAGGAGACAACGCACGUGGAAAAAGAAGAGGUCGUCAAAGGUGACGUUCAAGGGGCCAUAAAGUGCCUGAUGCAGAGAAAACAGUACUCAAACAAGAAACGUACGCAUCCUCCCAAGAAGGCAAAAGAGCCCAUGAAAAAUCCAUCGACUGUAAUGCAAGUGGAGCAUGAAAGCUUACAUGGAUCUGAGAGUGAGAAUGUAGCACUCACUGCAGCCCCCACUGUGAAAAACCUCUCGCAGAGCGGUGAGUCACAGAGGCACCAUGAAAGCAAAUCGCUGCAAAUGCAGGUAAUAACCCAAGAGGACCACUCUGUUGCUGUAGUCAAAACAGACGGUCCUGCUGGGGCCGCUCAUCAGAAGAGCAGAAAGGAGCAGAAAGACAAAGUGCUGCCCCCACAGAAAACCAAAGCUCCCGAGCCCACCGUGACGAAGAGCACGAUGAAGACUGUUAACAAUCAAACAAGCUCAAUGAAGACUAAAGAGGCCGUCGGUGUGAAUGUGAUGAAAGAAACAAAACAGAAAUUCGUCUCCAACAAACAAAUAGAGACCAAGUCGGUCCGACAGACGGUGGUGACUGAGAGGACCGCCGUGCAGCAGAGUGUCAGAAACCUGAAGGUCGAUCACCGGAGCUACAGAGGGAGGGGGGCCGUCCAAAGGGUCACACCGGAGAUUCACUUCCCACCUCCUCCCUCCUCACCACCUCCACCCUCUGAGUCUGACCUCUCUCUCCCCCCUCCACCUUCGCCCGUGAUGGAGAGCCCAGCGUCGCCUCAGAUCAUGAGGCAGGACAGUGACCUGCUGCCCCCGCCUCCCCCGCCGCCACCUCCCAUGGACUGCAUGACUCCUGAGUUUUUCCCCCCUCCACCCCCUCCGCCUCCUCCAUCCUCUGCAGGUGGACACGAUUUUCUCCCUCCACCUCCUUCGCAGCAGGAGCUUAACGCGAUGCCGCAGCUUCCUCCUGCAAAGCCUUUGGGAAAACCUUUAUUCAAAGUGGCCAAGCAACCAGAGCCGCACAAGCAGCCUGUGCAAGUGAAACCAACAUGGCAGAAAAAGCAACCAGCUCCAUCACUUCCUCCACCUCAGCUCCCUGCUGCUCAACAAAUGGAGGUAAUGGUUCACAAGGAGGAGGCCAAAGUUCAGGAGGUGAAGCAGGAGACGCAGCAGCAGACUGAAAGAAACAGUCAGAUUAAAGUGGCAGCGGCAGCGUCACCAACAAGGAUACCCACUAUCCCAGCUGUUAAACCGGAGCACAAACAAAGUCCACAGCCACCCAAAAAGGUGUUCUUACCCCCCAUCAAACUGCCCCCACCUCCAGACCCUGCUCCGGCCCCACAGUCCAGACCAUAUGCUCGCAAAUUUAAAACGCCCCUCAUGCUGGCAGAGGAAAAAUACCGUCAGCAAAAGGAGAGAGAGGAUGCUGAAAGAAGCGUCUCUACUCCAGCGUCACCGUCCAGUAAUCAGUCCACUACCAUCACAGCAGCAGAGAGCAACGUGGAGACAACAAAAGUCACAAUGCUGUCGCAAGACCCACCCGCUAAGAAAAGCCCUUCCCAGAUUCCUCUGAGCAAACCUUCAACCUCAGCACUGAAUAAAAAGCCCACCACUGCACCUUCAAAUGUCCCCUCAGACAAACAGCAAACACUUUCAACUGAAGGUUCUGUGUCCAAGUCCUGUCACGAGUCCUCCGAACAGGAGAUCCAGUCCUGUCCCAGCAUGGUCACCUGUUCAGUCACGGAGCAGCAGCAGCAUAUUCAGAGAUCCAGCAGCAGGUCUGCCGCCAUACAGAGUACCGCCCAGGAUCACGUCAACCUUCAAAGCCCGGCUGCAGUCACGCUGAAAGCCGAGGAUGUAAAGAAUAUUAAUGUGACUCUGACACCAGAGGGAAAAACGAGUCCCUCUCAGCCAACUAAAAUUCCAAAAGUACCUCCGAGCUUCAAAGUGAAAACUUUUAAAAUGCAGACAGAGAAGAAAGCAGAAAAGGCUGACGGUUUGGGGCUGAAGGAAAUGAAAAUUGAAGCUCAUUCACAACAAGAAAAAAUGUCAAAGAAAACCGAGUCAAACAGCCGGCACACUUCAGCAACAACUGAGAUGAAAGAGACUCAAAGGCAGGCGACGCCAACCAGGAAGGAGGCUGAAGUGGAGACGAAGGUUAGGAAGGGACAGCAAACAAACAUGGCUGAAGUCAAGCUGUGUCCACCAGGAGCUCAGAUCACUUCAGCGCUGACUCAUCAAGGACAAGACCUCGUGUCCCAAAGUCGGCAAAGCGUGACGUCAGAGCACCUUCAAAGACACGAGGAGGUUGUUGUGACUGAGAGGACGGUACAACAAACCCUUCAGAGGGAAGAGGCCGCUCAUGUGGAGCGACAGCAGCUGAAGCUGAACGCAGCAGAAACCAGCAAGACUCAGAAGAAGGCAAAAGUUGAGUCAAAGAACGUGUCGCUGAAAGGCCCAGCUAAAACAGCGCACAAAGAAGAAGCUCCGCCGGGAGAGAGCUCAGAUUUGGACAAAUACACGGAGUUGGAGAAGCUGGUGGCUCAGAUAAAAGAGCUGGAGGGCACGCCGAGCAGAAUAGAUGGCAGCACGGUCAGGAAGAUGGUGACCGACGUCCCCGACUGGGUCCUGGGCUCCACCGAGAGACAGAAUUUAGGACAACUGGCUUCACAGCAAAGCAAGAAAAAGUUGAAAGAGAUGCUCGCUUACGUGAAAAACGUUUUUCAAACCAAACUCACCGUUCUGAAGCAAAGCUUGACCACUGUGGAAGAGGAGGUGAAGGAGGAGCUGCCGGUGCUGCCCACAACCGAGAAGAAACCUUUCACGGCAGCAUCUGUGACAAUCUCAAAGGUCAGUGUCGCCUCGUCCAGAACAGAAAAGAAAGUGGUGGAAGAGACGAAGGUGCUCCGAGGAAGCACCAAGUGUCCUGCCCUGAGCGAAGGGACGGAUCAGAGGCUGUCCUCCCCAUUGGCAAGCAUUCGAACUCCGUCACCAACCUAUAUCACGAUUGAGUCAAGGAGGGUGGACUCCCCCCUGAGGGUGACUCCUUCUCCUCCGCCUUACAAGUCCGUCAGGACACCUCCGCCGCCUCCUCGCAAGUCCUUCACUCCUACUUUCAGCAGGGCUACGCCGUCUCCGACUCUCAGCCGCUCAGAGAAGCUGAUGAAGCUGAGGGACACCACCUCCAAGCUUUCCCGGGGAAUGACCCCCCCGCCUCCUGUGCUGGUGCCGGAGUACUGUGCUGCUGACAGGGAGCAGUCUUCUCCGUUCAGCGACAGGGAGACUCCUACUGAGAGGAGCGACCAUGGACUGAUGGAUGUCACAGAGAUGGUGGAUUCCAUGAUGACGGUUAAAGACAAGAAGAGUUUCUUCGAGGAGGCUCAGAAGGCCGAAGUGAACAAGAUGUACCAUCGAAAGGACCCCAUUGACAUCCCUGAACGUUUGGGGCCUGAUGCCGAGGAUGCCCCUGACACCAUGACCAUAGAACUCCUGAAAGAGGACCUUCCAAAAGUUGAUCUAACAAAACUCGUAAACAAAUUUGAGUCCCCUCAACCAACGGUGUACACAAGAAAGGACCCUAUUGUGAUUACAGAGAGGCUGGGUAGCGACACGGAGGAGGCAGAGGCCGAAGCUCACACAUCGAGAGCCGAAGAAAUCCCCAUGUUCAACGUCAAAGCCAUAAAGGAUGUGUUUGAGACCGGAGAGCAUGGUUCUCAAGCGGCCCGAGAACUCCGGGAGCAGAUAGAAAGACGAGAGUCUGAGUCGGCGUCUUCAGAUCCAGGGCACCACUCCCAGACCACUUCAGUCACGGAGCAGUUCUGCAGUGUCGACGACUUCGGGAACGUGACGCGAGAGCUGAGGAGUGAAAUGCAUUCUGGGAGCUCGCUGAUCCGGGGCAGCCCUCCAUCGUACGCCGACGUGGUGAGGGGUGCGAUCCCGACUCUCUCGGUGCCCCCCGAGGCCUCGACGGAGGAACUGCUGAGGAACUUCCAGCAGUCGUGGGUGGAGAGCCAGGGAGUUUUCCAGAACCUUGGCUUCAACGUGACGGAGCAGAGGACCUCCCAGACCGUGACCCACCAGGAGACCUUCGUGUCUGAGAAUUCGAGUUCCAGCGUCCGAGCUGUGCCGGGUGUGUCAGCGGAGGGUGUACCCCAUGGAGUCGCUGACCGCAGACAAACUCAACUUCCAUAAAAGCUGCUUCCGCUGCCAACACUGCAACGGCAAACUAAGCCUCGGUAACUACGCCUCUCUCCACGGACACGUCUACUGCACGCCACACUACACGCAACUGUUCAAGUCCAAAGGAAACUA
Molecule: messenger RNA, 9658 nt
Organism: Nematolebias whitei (Rio pearlfish)
Lineage: Eukaryota; Metazoa; Chordata; Actinopteri; Cyprinodontiformes; Rivulidae
Gene: xirp2a
Product: xin actin binding repeat containing 2a
Exons: 9
Coding region: 86-9538 (3150 amino acids)
Biological process (GO): actin filament organization; actin cytoskeleton organization
Cellular component (GO): stress fiber; focal adhesion
Molecular function (GO): actin filament binding
Source: RefSeq, a predicted model, not a curated record